AUGGGUCAUAUUCUUUGUGUGUGCUACCUAACACUUGAUGUCAUGCUCUGUACGGCGUCUAUUCUACAUCUAUGUGCCAUCGCUGUGAAUCGAUAUUUAGCAGUAACGUUCCCACUUAGAUAUUCGCGUGAUCGAGCAAGUUCUCGUCAACGUAUUGCAGCUACGAUCAUUCCUGUCUGGGUAGUAUCGGGUGCCAUUGCAGUGCCGUUAUUUGUGAAUGGACUAACAUCGCCCUCUAACGUCCUACGCGACAAUGGAAUGGCAUGCGGAUUCUUCGACUACACGUUCGUUAUUUAUUCAUCCAUGUGUUCGUUUUUUAUUCCUCUUUUGGUGAUGAUAGUUGUUGAUAUACGUUCCGUAAAUCUAUUAAGGGGGCGGAAACAGGGACUCGGGCAUGCCAUACCCAAAUUAGAAGCGAUGCACGAACAUUUUAAUGCGCAGAACAAUUCUGGUUCGUCGACGGAUAAAGAAGAGAGUAAUAGUUUAGGUAAAGUAUCGCUGUCACCACGGCGGUCAGUUAGACUCAGUAUAAUGUCUGUUGGGAAACGAAGCCGGGCUAAUUCAUACGGCGGUGUCAGUACAGAGCUGGUUUCAUCGUUUGAGUUUCAGCGAUCUGCAGGGUCGAAAGAAAAACGAGCAGCAAAGACUCUGGUGAUUGUAUUCGCGUGUUUCGUAGCUUUGUGGUUACCAUUCUUCUGUAUCAACAUAACGAUCGGUUUUUGUCCUCAUUGCGACGUACCGGAGUCUGUUUUCUUGGUUUUUACGUGGCUUGGCUACGUGUCAUCGGGAAUAAACCCGUGUAUUUAUACUUUGUUCAACAAAGAUUUCAGACAUGCCUUUUAUAAGAUAAUUACGUGUUCUGGAAAGAGCGCCCAUGGAACAGGCAAAUGUACUGAGUCUUCUGGUUUUUAUUCUGCGAUGAAGCCAAUCACACGGCAUUGA
This is a messenger RNA of Saccoglossus kowalevskii, 942 nucleotides long. RefSeq names its product D(2) dopamine receptor A-like. The record is from RefSeq and is a predicted model, not a curated record. NCBI's taxonomy places the organism in Eukaryota, Metazoa, Hemichordata, Enteropneusta, Harrimaniidae.